Molecule: messenger RNA, 2405 nt
Organism: Gymnodraco acuticeps
Lineage: Eukaryota; Metazoa; Chordata; Actinopteri; Perciformes; Bathydraconidae
Product: 5' exonuclease Apollo-like
Exons: 4
Coding region: 458-2329 (623 amino acids)
Biological process (GO): protection from non-homologous end joining at telomere; double-strand break repair via nonhomologous end joining; interstrand cross-link repair
Molecular function (GO): damaged DNA binding; 5'-3' DNA exonuclease activity
Source: RefSeq, a predicted model, not a curated record
AAAACAGAAAGAGGCGUUUAGUGUUGAAUUGAAAACAGAAAUGGCGGGGAUGUUGUUUUUGUUAUUAUCACCGUCAACAUGUAACGGAGCCUUCUGCUUGUGAAGUUGGACAGGGGAUGUUCUGAUAGCAAAAAGAAUGGCGUCGCUUAUCAACAAUGAGCAAGUAUGGUAUUUAGCCGGCUAAUGCUAACUACAGAUAAGCCACAUUGUGUUCUGUUUAGCAACGUCAGGGGUCCCUUCUGUUAGCUACAAUAUUUGAUCACCGAGAUCAAUUAAUGCAAUACUUGUGACAUGUAGAUUCACUGAAGCAACCUUAGCUGUACCCACAAUUUAGUACACACAUGCCUGUCGAAAAAUAACCGAAUAGCAGUUGCCAUUUGGACACCGGUUAUCGUCCGUGUCGUGUUGCCUCACCUGUUGCACUGGUAGUUGUUGCAUAUCCAGCAAACUGUAGACAAUGUCAGUCAACGGGAAAGUCAUCCCGCACACCCCGCUGGCCGUGGACUUCUGGCAGGUGCGGAAGUGUCCAGGCACACGGCUGUUUUUCCUGUCCCACAUGCACAGUGACCACACGGUGGGUCUGACUUCUACCUGGAGCAACCGGCCCAUCUACUGCUCACCGACCACCGACACUCUGCUGAGACUCAAGCUGCAGGUGAAAGAAAAGUGGAUCCACCCAUUAGAGCUGGAUGAGCCAUACCUGUUGCCAAUGGAUGACAUCGGCAAGGAGAAGCUGACAGUCACACUGAUAGAAGCCAACCACUGUCCAGGCUCUGUCAUGUUUCUCUUCGAAGGCUACUUUGGCUCUAUACUGUACACUGGUGACUUCAGAUACACUCCCUCCAUGUUGCGUGAGCCAUGCUUGAGGACCCACACCACUAUAGAUGUCCUGUACCUGGACAACACCAACUGUGACCCCAACCGCACCCUUCCCUCCAGACAGCAAGCCACUCAACAAAUCAAAGAGAUCAUCCGCAGACACCCAAACCACAAUAUUGUCAUAGGCCUGUAUGCACUGGGCAAGGAGUCUUUGCUAGUGGAGCUGGCAAAGGAGUUUAAAACCUGGGUUGAGGUGAGCUUUGAGAGAAUGCAGACCCUCAAAGCCCUUGAGCUGCCUGACGUCUUCACAACAGAACCAGGUGCCGGUCGUAUCCGAGUUGUGGAGCAGUCGAAGAUCUGCUCUGCCAAUGUACACAAGUGGGACAAAGAACAACCCACUCUGGCCAUCUUGCCCACCAGCAGGCCCCUGGUGCCCUUUCACCCAAAUGUCCAUGUGGUUCCCUACUCCGACCACUCCUCUUACCAAGAGCUGGAGGACUUUGUCUCUGCACUUAAACCUACCUCCCUUGUACCCAUUGUAGGAAACCAUGUACCUGCUAGCUUCUCUGCCUUACUGCCCCGCAGAAAGCGCCAUGAAAUCCUGGUGCCUGAGUGUGUCCGACACUACAUGUUGAGUCAGCCUGAGAGCCAACUCAGCUCCUCCGCAAACACCAGCCCCCGCCGCAGACAAGAAGAAGACGAAGAAGAAGAGGAGGAGGAAGGAGCCGACUCCACGGUACAACAAGCAUUUGCCAAGAUUCAAACAAUUGGACCAGAGGGUCCAGCUGUUGUUUACUGCCCCUGGACAAUGAAAGAAAUGAAGGAAGUGUUGGAACAUCUCCCUGAAAUUCAACAAGACGGCGACAAAUUUGCCAAAGCCCUACUCCUGUUCUGCCAACAGUUAUCUCUUACCAUGCCUGAGAUAAAAAAAUUACUGACAUUCAAAAUCGGGCCAACACAUGCCAGCCAUUUCACAGCACUGCUGGCCGGUCAAACCGGGUUGAAGAAACCACAAUGGGACCAUGCAGACAACGCCCCACACCGCAACGCCCUCACCGACGCCAUCAAAGCCAAGUUUCCAGCCAAAUUUGACAUGUCAAAGAUCUUUGCCUGUAAACAAAAUGCAGAAGAAUCAGUAAAUGACUAUUAUCAUCGUCUGCAUCAAGUUUUCAACGAAAACAGCGGCAUCGCCAAGCCUGAAGGCUACCCCACCCCUGAGACAGGCGUGUGGGAGGCCCACCUCAGCCACACUUUCCUCAACGGUCUCGCAGCCCCCAUCUCCACAUCUGUAAAACAAACCUGCAUUGGAGUGAUGGAUGGCGCCAGACUUGAAGAAUUGCGCAGACAUGCCGUACACGCCCAACACCGCCUCAACGAAGAAAAGGUCAACGACGACAAGAAAAGACGUGACAGGAAAGACAAAGCCCAACUGACCAUGGUCCAAGCUGUAACAGGUUGGUCAUACCAACCCCAAGGCAAUAACCGUGGCCGAGGAGGGUACAGACGGUAGAGGUGGUUUCAGAGGCAGAGGACGCGGUGGCGAGGGACAAAACACCCAUGGAGGACGGGGCAGAGGCCGCCAAACC